AUGUCAGAUGGCUCACGUUUGAGGCAGUCGUGGUAUUCAGCACUGAAUGAUGCGGAGGCGCAGUUUCGCCAGCUACUGACAUCUCCUCCAACCGAAUGGAAGCGACUUACGCAUUCCACAGAUUCAUCUCCCGCGAAACAAAAGGGAAAGGCGAGGGCAACAUCUAUUCCCGAGCUUGGAGAUGUUGUGGUGCAUCGAAACUCAACGAAGUCUGGGGAGGAUGUCUAUAGGAUGGUGCUGGAUGUUCCCACUGGCGAGGAGCAUGUAUCCCUAGAACCUUGGAAGGCUGUUCUCACGACACCGGAACUUAGGCAGGAAUGGGACCCAGCUGUGGAAGAGGCUCACUUGAUAGAGCUAUUCGACCGCAGCACUCGAAUAUCCAAGACAAACUAUACUCUCGGUUGGCCUGCGAACCCACGCGACUCUGUGACAAUCUCCCGCGCUUUCUAUGACGCCACUACUCUAAUUGAUAUAUCCACAUCCCUUCCACGAUCCCCAGAUGAGCCCGCCUACCUCCGCCCAUCCCCUCCUUAUGUUAGAUCCAAUGUCCAACUAUUCUCCUGGUGUAUACAACAUAUCCAACCUAUACCUCCCACCUCUCCAAACGAUAAGAAAUCAGGUUCACCAGGAAGAAUACGAUUGACGUGUUUUUGGCAACAUGAUCUCAAAGCUCUCUGGGGUUUUGGUACAUCAACGGCGGCGCUGACUCAACAGUUGGCAACGAUGACUCUCAGUCUGUUGAAGACUGUGAUGAAACGUGGAGGCCGCGUUCCCAAUCUAGUAGGAUACGGGAAUGGUGUUUCGGUCGAACGUGUGCGGUAUCAAAACGACCGAGAAGCUCUGACGAUUGACUAUGCCAUCAUUCCCGACGACGAGGAGCAUCAUGAACUUGGUCUGCAAGGAAUGGACGAAGUGCAUGCAUUACGAGAGCAUCGCAGAUUGACGAGGUCCAUUGAGUGUGUACUCCCUUCGUUGGCAGGAUGGGAUGUCCAGGUGACAAUGAAAGGUUCCUCGGAAGAAGUGGAACGGCUGCCAUGGUCGGCUCAUGCGACGCGCAGCAGCUCCAACCCACUCACAUCUUCAACGCCAGAUCAAGUCAUCCUACGCCUCACACAUGGAGCCUUGACAGAUGAUGAUGCCGUCCUCAAAGUGAAAGUUGUUAUCGAAGUCUCAGGAGGAACACGUGGGUUGAGAUUGAACGGUCUGGCGACAAAAAUACAUGACCUCGAGGAGCGUGAUCCAACAUCGUAUACCAUACCCCAGAAGAUGCUCCAGGACGUCGCCAGCGCAGUUGAUCUCAGUAUACAGACAUCAUCAUCAUUUGGAACCGUCAGCAGCGGCGCAUCGUCGUCAAAUGGGCAACCCAUGCGGCCCCACCCCGAACGCACACCAGCUGCUGAGAAAUCAAUACUGUCUAAAGUUAGGAGAAAUUACAUCUAUUUCUCAUCUUUGUUGCAGGAACCCGAGGCUAAAUGGAAACGCACUACUGAGGCUAGAGGUGUUUCGAUUACCCAGUUGGAUUCCAUUGAUCCUACAUUGGUUGUGUAUCGAGCCGAGGCGACAUUUGUUGGUGUGGGUUUAUGGGAUCUUUAUGGCGCUGUUGUUUCACCUGGAGCACGAAUAUACUGGGACAAGCAACACGAAGAUGGCAGAUUGCUAGAAGACGUUAAUGAGCUCACAGAACUCUGGCAUUUCAAGACAAAGCCAGCAUGGCCCGUGAAUGGACGAGACGCAGUCGUUCUUAAGACGGUUUACAAAUCUCCUUCCACCAUCCACGUCUUUUCAUUCUCAGCCGACGACCCGCAGCUCUUCCCGCACAUCCCGCCCGUUGAACCAAAUGUCAUCCGCACCCAAGUGGACCUUCAGGGUUGGGCUAUUGAAGCGCUGUCACCCACAACCACCCUUCUCACCCUGCUUGAGCAGUCCGACCCGAAAGGGUGGACAAACAAAACCUCAAUACCCACGCAGAUGAUCAACACACUCGCAGGCAUAGGCGAAUUUGCAAUCAAGUGCGGCGGACCGCCGUUUGUGACUCGCCUCGCAGGGUCGAAGGCCAAUGAGAUCCGGUAUGACCACGAGCGGGGCAUGUUCAAGGUGGAAUACGAGCCUUCUGCCAGCAGAAGGUCCACGAGCUCUGCAGCAGCUGCUCCGCAGAAUGGCACAAGUGGACAAGACGAGGGCGGGUUUCCGGCGAUCGAGUGCGAGAUUCGAUGCGAUAUUGACACUUGGGGUGCCUCGCUUGAUAUUGUGGUCGACCCCCCUCCUCAGAAUAUUACGUGUCUUCGACGGCAUCGGUUAAGCGCGGAAGGAGGUGGCCUGUGGCUGACGCUGACGCAUGAUUCCAUAUUUGUGGACGAUGAGAGGCUGUUGGCGCUUGUGCGGAGAGCGCCAGGGAAGGAGAAGGGCCUGGUGAUGGUGAAUGGCAGCAGGAUCCAGGUUGACGUGGAAGAGCUGCCGGAGCACGAGAUCAAGUCACUGACGAGACAGAAACGCGUCAAGCCGCCACGGAUACCGUUAGAUCAGCCACCGGUGAUGAGCGUGGUCAGGAGGCGAAAGGCAGAGUGGACUGGCGCGGAGACUGAGACGAAAGCGGAGGAGAACACUGCGUCGACGAGCUCAUGGGCGUCUGCGCCGAAAAUCUCGAGUCCGCUUGCAAGGUUCUUCACGUACUACGUCGACCAGGCGACAGCCACGACGCAGCAAGCCGUCGCGGCCAUCUCGCCGGCGAACGCUGCUGGCGGCCCGUCAACGCUCGAUCCUGCAAAGCCGCCUAUGCAGUACGCUCUCGAAGCCUUGGCGUGGACGCAGCAGUUCCACUCGCAGCCGCAGCUGCCGGACGGAUGGACGCUCGUGAGCGACAAGGGCAUGAUCGUGCAGAAGAAGCUGAUGCCCGAGAUCUCGCCCUUCAUCCCCGUGCACAAAGGGUUCAAGGUCAUCGAGGGUGUGUCGGCCGAAGAGCUCGCGGCGGUUAUCACUGAGCUGGACAGCAGGAAGGCGUGGGACGAGCGGCACGACUCGGCGCGCGUGCUCGAGUCGUACGGCGCGAACGCGCGCACUGCGUUCGUCGUUGCGAAGGGCUGGUUCCCGUUCCGCGAUCGCGGGUUCUACCUCGCAAGUGUGAUGGCGCGCGAGCACGGCGCGUCGUACACGUCCUUGUCCGCGUCUUCGUCUUCUUCGUCUUCGUCUGCAUCGUCCGCGUCCGCGUCCGCUCCGGGUGUACGACGCACCGCGUCAGCGGACGUCGCGGACCAGUCGCCCAGCACAGCGCGCAACGCGAUCUUCUGCGUCUCCGCCUCAUACAGCCCCGAACGCAUCUCCUCCUCCUCCUCCUCCUUCUCCACGGCAAAAUACAACCCCCACACACUCCCCCUCGGACGCGCAUACAUCGACGCAUGGGUGCUCGAGACGCUCGAUCCAUACACAAGGGAGAAAUACGCGAUCCCGUCCGCGCGGUGCACGCGGCUUGUCGCGGUGGACUUUGCGGGGUCGGUUCCGGCUGCGGUGAAUGCGAUGAUCAAUGCGGCGAUGGCGCGCGGGGUGGGGGCGCUUGAGGCGUAUGUGAGGAGGGAUGCGGCGCGCGCGAGUGUGCCGGUUAUGAGGGUGCCGGCGUCCGGCGUGGUGGUGAGUGAUAGGCAUGGUGUUGGUGUUGGUGGGGCAAGCGCGUCGGAGACGGCUGGGGGUGGGGAGGAUGCGGGGGGCGUUGGUACCAGUAUAUCCUCGGGUGGAGGAGGAGGGUGGAAGCUGCGGAGGCGCGAUGAGAACCGGGUACUGAUCGAGGCGCGUUUCGACGCGGAGAAGAGGGUGUAUAUGAGUAGCGUGUUGGUGGUUUUCCCACCGCCUCGGCAGGCGCGCGGUGGGUCUGCACGCCCGAAUGCGAGGAGAGAGGCGUCGAAUUCGACGGUUGUUGGUGUUGGUGGUGUGGGUGUUUCUGCGCGUGAUGGUGAUGAUGCUGAUAGUGGUGGUGAUGCGCAUACACAUGGACAUGGACAGGGACGACAUAUCACACCCCGUCCUAGCCGACUCGCGCUCAAUGAUAAAAGCAGUCUCAGUCUCAGUCUCAAGCGGUCUCAACAGUCUUUGUCCGCUACCGCUCAUCACGAUGAUGAUGAUGAUGAUGAUGCGAGAGCGGGCCAGGUUAUGCCUGGCUCGAUGGUCGUUACACCCGCCCCAGCCCCCGCGCCUGCGCCUGCUAUAGGUGGGGGUACAGGUGCAGGUGCAGAUGCGACGCCAUUCCCAUCUGCUUCCUCUUCUCCCCCUACUUCUUCCUCGGCAUCGGCAAGAGCAAGAGCGCUCUCGCCAUCCCCAGCACGAAAUAUGCAGGUGCAGGUGCAUGUGCGUGCGCAUACGACGUCUUCGUCGUCUUCUUCUGCUGUCGGUUCUUCUUCUGGUACGGGGUCGGGGUCGGGCUUACAGGCGGGGUUACAGGCGGGCUUACACGCGCGAUCGCUUGGAAGGCAGAGCGUGUUUGAUAUGGAUAGAGAUAGAGAGAGUGCGCGGUCGCGGUAUAAUACGCACAGCAACAUCGACGCGGUGUCGCCCCCAAUAGCGUCACCCCCGCGGACGAUGACGAUGACGAUGACGACGCCGGUGCGGAUGAGACAGCGCGCGGCGUCGUCUGGGGCGGGUGUGAGUGUGAGUUAUCGGAAUGUGCAUGCUGGGGUUGGGGUGGGUGGUGGUUUUGGAUCUGGGUUUGGUGCUGGAUCUGGUGCUGGUGGGUUGGGUGCGUCGUCGUCGGCGUCGUCGUCGGCGUAUGCGCUUUCGAAUUCGAAUUCGAAUUGGGCGGGUGGUGGAGCGCAGCAGCAGCAGCAGCAGCAGCAGAGGGGACGGACGAUUAGUUCGGGUGCUGGUGCUGGUGUGUCUUUGGGUGUGGGGAAAGGGAAGAGUAAGGAGAGGGAAACGUUUGUGGAUUUGGAUGCGGAUGUGGCCAGGAUGAAGAUGAAGGAGAGCAAUGGUAUCAGCAAGGCCGGCGAGAAAGAGAAGGUCAGCGACAAGGACAAGGCCGGCGAGAAAGAGAAAGAGAACUAUAAGGAAACGGAGAAGGAGAGCAAGAGCAGGAAAAGGAAGAGCAAGAAGAGGAGGAUGGUUGUAUUGGAAGUUGUACUGGACUCGAGGAUGGUGGGUAGAAAUGGGUUUAGAUGUUUUGUUGGUGCGCGCCGCAGGGGGGUUGGUGCUGCUGUUGGUGGGGGUGGGGGUGGUGGAGGUGGGAAGGCGGUUGCGUUGGGUGUUGGACCUCUUACUCUUCCUGGGCAGAAUUCGAGUGCGAAUGCGAAUGCGAACGCCUCUUCAGGUUCGAACGCAGAUCAAACCCUCGGAACACUCGCAACCACAAACCAAUCCCUCGCAACCACAAACCAAUCCCUCGCAACCACAAACCAACUCCAAAGCCAAAGCCAAACCCAAAUCAACGUCCCGUUUGUAACGACGGUGUAUACACUCCCACCUGCACCCCUCCAUUCGUCGAGUUUGGUAGAUGGUGGUGGUGCGGGUGCGGGUGCGGGUGGGGGAGAGAGGGCGGUUAGGUUUUUGGUGAGGGUUGAGGUUGAGGUUGAUGUUGAUGAGGGUGGUGAAGAGGGUGGUUUGUUGGGUGUUGAGGGUGAGGAGAGGAGUAGGAGUGAGAAGGAGAAUGGGAAGGAGAGUAGGAGUAGGAGUAGAGAGAGGGAUGACCCGUUGAUGGGUAGUGGUGUGAGAGGACGGAAGGAGGGUAAGGUUGUGCGUGGAGGAGAGUCUCGCGCGGACAGGAAGGACGAUGAGAAGGAAAUGCCACAUGAAGAAGAACAGGAGGAGGAGGAUGGAGAACACCAACGAGAACACCGAGGAGAACACCAAGGAGGAGAGGGAAGAGAGGGAAGAGAGGGGGGAAGAGGAGAUAUGAGACCUCUUUGGCUUCGCGCUUUGCGAUCUGAAGGACUUGUGGUUGAUUUUAUCGUUGAGGGCUCUUCGUCUCCCUCUGUUGCUGCUGCUGCGAGCACGAGUGGUAAAACCACUAGUAGUAGGGCGCACAAGCACGCAAAGGAGAAAGAGAAAGAGAAGGAGAAGGUGUGGGUGAAUGGUGUACCGCAGAGCGUGUUUGGUGAGAAGGAGAGUUUGGGUAUGAUUGUGAGGGAUGAGGUUGGGGUUGGGGGUAUUGGAGGGUUUGGAGGGUUCGGAGAGGAUGUGCUUGUUAGGAUCCCAAACGAGUACGAGGCGAUGUUACCCGAAGAGCUGCGCGUGCCUGUGGGCAUUGCGCGGGAUUUGCUCGUUAGUCCUACACAACCUGCGCCGCCUUUGAUCGCUGGUCAGUCGUCGUCCUCGUCGGCGGAGUUGUUGGCGAAUGUGUUGGCGACGAGUGGGAGUGGGAGUGGUGGUGGCGUUGAGGGAGGGGUGUUGGGAGAGGAGAGAGGGAAAGCGGGUGGAAAGGACUCGGAGGUUGGGAAGGGGAAAGGCGGGGAUGAGACAAAGUCAGAGCUCGGGCAAGGGCGCGCUGGAGAGGUGUCGGCGGUGCAGCAGGCGAGUGGUGGUGGAGAUGGGAGUGUGCUGGGCACGGGUGGGUUCUUGGGGUUCUGGAAUCCGCUUGUUAUGCGGUUUGGAGUGUCGGCGGGGAUGGGGCGGGUGCCGGUGCUUCCUGGGACGGAUGUGAAGAUGCCGGUGGUGCCUGAAGCCGCGGGUGAGGAGAAGAAGAAAGAGGAGGAGGAGGGGAAGAAGAAGAAGGAGAUGGAGACGCUGGAAGGCGGUAGUGCAGCGACAAAUGCAGAGGUAGAGACCAACGCGGGUGGGUCGGCGACUGCGUUGGCGACGAUGGGAGGUGCCGGUGAAGAGCAGAGGAGUAGUAGGGUGUAUACGCUGUCUACGCUGGUGUUUGUGGGUCUGAUUGCGUUCUUGAUGGGAUCGCUGUUGCGCUCGCUGCUGUCGCCGGCGGAUUUUAUCUAUGUGGUGACGGACCUAGGGGCGGCGGAGGAGGCUGCUGUGGGCACGGAGGGGGAGGGGGGGCUUGUGGGGUGGCGGGAGAUCAGGCGGUUGCUGGAGAUCAAGUAUUUGGUGGGAGGAUGGGAUUUCCAGGUAGCUGUAGUUAGGAGGCAUUGA
Messenger RNA from Psilocybe cubensis, 7059 nucleotides. RefSeq lists its product as uncharacterized. The transcript is spliced from 8 exons. Lineage: Eukaryota; Fungi; Basidiomycota; Agaricomycetes; Agaricales; Agrocybaceae. Gene Ontology annotation, molecular function: lipid binding. The coding region runs from base 1 to 7059 and encodes 2352 amino acids. The record is from RefSeq and is a predicted model, not a curated record.